Linepithema humile (Argentine ant) is the source of this 1721-nucleotide messenger RNA. It is a transcript of the gene ninaG, whose product is annotated as neither inactivation nor afterpotential protein G. The record is from RefSeq and is a predicted model, not a curated record. NCBI's taxonomy places the organism in Eukaryota, Metazoa, Arthropoda, Insecta, Hymenoptera, Formicidae. Gene Ontology annotation, molecular function: oxidoreductase activity, acting on CH-OH group of donors; flavin adenine dinucleotide binding.
UUGGCCGGACGUGUUUUUCUCGCUCGUGAUUUUCAACUGGAAGCAUGUGGAGCCACGUAUUGAUCUCGAUCGUAGUCCUACUAACGUCGUUACUUUAUCAUUAUCAUUUUAACGAGCCGGCCAGCAUUAUCGAUCACCCCGAAACGCAUUACGACUACGUCAUCGUUGGCGCUGGCACGUCUGGUUGCGUGAUCGCCUCAAGGCUCUCGGAAAUGUCGAACGUGACUGUUCUGCUCGUGGAAGCCGGUGGACACUUCGGGUGGCUCUCGGCUAUGCCGCUUUUAGCACCAAUGAUGCAGGGCAGCGAGGUCGACUGGGCAUAUAAAACAGAGUCGCAAGUUUUCUCAUCCCGAGGACUCGACGGCUAUAGACAAAACUGGCCUAGAGGGAAGGGCUUAGGCGGCAGCGGCCAACUUAAUUAUCUCGUUCAUUCCUUCGGGAGACCCGAGGACUACAAGAGAUGGCCGAAGGGCUGGUCGCACGCCGACUUGCUCCCCUACUUUCAAAAAGUAUCUGAUAUUAUGAACGUUGUUCCGAUGCCGGAGGAGGAGUAUUUAACGAAGGCCUUCGUUCUGGCAGAGGAGUCCUUGAAACUAGAGAACGUUUCUUUACGAAAAGCGAUGUAUACUGCGAAAAAAGGAGCUCGUUGGAGCACGUACCACGCGUAUUUGCAGAAGGCUUGGAAUCGCAAGAAUUUGCAUAUUCUAAUGAAUACGCUUGUCGCCAAGGUACUUUUCAAAAACAAUAGAGUCAACGGCGUUAAAGUGAUAUAUAAAAAUGGUUCCUUCGGGAAAAUUAGAGUAAAGAAGGAAGUGAUCCUUUGCGCCGGUACUAUCAACACUCCGCAAUUACUUCUCAUCUCGGGUAUAGGACCGAUCGAUGAAUUGGAGAAGCACAAGAUACCCGUGGUGCGAGAUCUACCGCAGGUAGGCCGGAAUCUGUUCGAUCAUUUGAACGUGCCCCUUUACGUGAAUCUGCGGGAGCGAGUCAGUAUCACGCUCGCAAAAUUGCUAACUGUGCCCGAGGUGUUCAAUUAUUUCGCCUUCGGAACCGGAUGGUUGGCCACUAACGGCGUAAUGGGAUUGGGGCGCGCUAAUAACAGUGGCCUCCUUCUCUUCGGAGUGGCGUCCACGGAGGAAAAGUUGUUGAAGGCCAUCUCAAAUUUGGAGACCGAGACAUAUAGGUCGCUGUUCCCGUCGUAUAACGACAGUAUGCAUGAGGGAUUCGUUUAUCUCGUCUCAUGCCUUCAACCCAAGAGUCGCGGAAGUAUAACAUUGAGAUCGAAUGAUAUUCAUGACUCGCCAAAAAUUAAUCCUGCGUAUCUUCAAGAUCCUUACGACGUCACGUGCACGUAUCGAGCUAUAAACUUUGCGCUUGAGACGCUCAAUACGAAACUCUUUCGCGAAUACGGUGCGAAGGUCCACGUUCCCGAUUUCGAGGAAUGUCGUCAUUUACGACAGGACUAUCAGGACAUCAAUUAUUCGGAGUGUGUUAUGAGAAUCGCAGGACUCACGAGUCAUCAUCCGUGUGGCACAUGCAGGAUAGGCGCGGAUGAUGACGCGGUUGUGGAUGAGGAAUUAAGGGUAAAAGACGUGAGUGGAUUAAGGGUAAUGGACGCCAGCGUGGUGCCGUCUCCAAUUUCUGGCACGCCGAAUUCUGUUCUCGUUGCGAUGGCCGAGCGCGCGUCCGAUAUAAUUUUGGAUCGAGCAUUUAAUUAAGGU